GCUGGUUCAUUUUCAGCUCGUCCCCGUAGACUGUGGAACGGAUUAUACUCGCAGAGAGAGAGGGAGGGAGAUGCAUAGGCACUGUCUUAGCACACACUGAAUACCCUGCCUCCAAUCCUCUACACUGCACCGUGCACUCACUCCGCUCUCUUUCCUCCAUCACACACUACUGUGCAGACACAAACACACCACUGCCAUGUAGAAUCUCGGCCAGAAGGGGACACCAACCUGCCCGGGACCAGGAGCCAGAGAGACGCUGACCUACACACACGCCAGUAUCAUUUCUGGCUUGGAGCCCACAGAGCUGUCAGCCCCACAUACCCAGGGCCAAGAGGAGACAAGGGACAUGAACAGUACGGAGAACAUCAGGGAUAACGAGCAGAGACGGAAGUAGACUGCAGUCUCUGUCGAGAGAAGAGAAAGGAUUCCAUGAUCUCUGCAGGUGAUGCCGAGUUCCCACGAGAUUACCACACCCUGGCUGCCAGGGGCGGCCGUGGGGCACGGCGCUUCCAGGACAACAGCAAUGGGGGGUUCACGUCUUCCUCGCUGGACCGCCGGCACAACUCUGUGGCUGCUAAGAGCUUGGAGGCCCUGAACAGCAUGCACAAGGCGGACAUCGAACGGCAGCGAGACGCCCUGAUGGACCUCCAGAAGAACAAGUACACAAACAGUCCGGGCAGCUUGUCACAAGGCUCCGCUGCUGCUGGCCGACAGCAACAACCAAACUACUGGAGCUUCAAGAGCCGUACGCCCCGCGUGACCCGACUCAGCCCAACUCAACCGGCUCUCGCAGACCAGGCCAGCAGGGUUUCUUUUGCCUCAGCUGAAAAUCUGGAGACCAUGUCCGAACCCGACAUCCCCAUCGGCUUCAACCGGAUGAACCGGCUUCGCCAGAGUCUUCCACUGGCCCGCUCGUCUAGCCAGGCCAAACUGCGGGCACCAGGAAUCCUCUUCCUCCAGCUCGGGGAGGAAAUUCGCAGGGUGCACCUGACCCAUGAGCUGACCAGCCUGGACACCCUGAGGGCCCUCAUUGUUCACAUGUUCCCCCAGAGGCUCACCAUGGCCAUGCUCAGGUCCCCCAGCACAGCUCUACUAAUCAAGGAUGAGACCCGUAACGUCUUUUAUGAGCUGGAGGACCCACGGGAUGUCCAGGACCGCUGCGUAAUUAAAAUCUACUGCAAAGAGCCCAUCUACGGCACUUACCCUGGACACCACAAUCCCCACAUCGCCAACGGAGACUUGAGAAGGGAAAUGGUGCAUGCGCCCCAGGACUCUCCAUCAAACCGUCGCCUCGGUAACCCCGCCAUGUCCUCCCAGCAUUCGUCAUCCUCUGCUUCACCUCCUCAAGGCUCGCCGUCCCGUGCCCGUCUGCUAUACAGCUCCGGGAGGCCUUCGUCCUACGCGGGGCCGCCCCACCACACCCACUCCCUGCCUCACCCGCACUCCCAGUCCCACCACUCCUCCCCCCUCCAGCAGCCCCAGCUCCACCAGCCCCACCACACCCAGCCGGCCUUCUGUACCUCCUCCAGCGCCAUCCUGGAGCGCAGGGAUGUGAAGCCUGAUGAUGAGGUGGGCGGUUCCAGGAGCAUGGUGCUGCUGCGAGGAGAUGGAGGUGGGAUCUACGCAGACCCGUACGCGUUGGGCCCAGACACGAGUCGGCUGAGCCUUGCGGGAGGUCCUCACUCUCCUCUGCCUGCCCGAGCCGACCCCUACGCCUCCUUAUACCGCCGCGGGGGAGGACCAGGUCCAGGAUCAGUUCGGUCGCUCACCUCUUACUCUGCUGCAGCGUUACAGGGAGAGCUAAUGGAAAGCGGCGUUCUCUACAGGACCGGGGGGCCACUGUACAACGACGCCUACACUGCUUCCAUGCUGGCAAUGGGUCUGAGGGUUCCACCACCCUCUUCUCCUCAGAAGAUACCUGAUAUGAGGGAUUCCUACGGGGGGACUAUGUCCACUCGCGGUUCUCCAGGGAGGCAGAGUUUAAGAAGGGACUCCGUCACCUCCUCUGUGUUUGGCGACAGCCCCAAAGUCCGGGGCCAAGGUCCAGGGUUGGGUCUGACAGCAGAGCAGCUCUGCCUGAUUGGUGGAGGCGAUGGAGGAGGCAGCACUGGAGGCUUUGGGUCACCGCUGAUGGGGAAUGAGACUGAGACCAGGGAGCGAAUGGAGGCGAUGGAGAAGCAGAUAGCGAGCCUGACGGGGCUGCUGCAGAGAGUACUGACCAGAGCGCCUGAAGCUGAAAGUCCGGAGAAGCUCGAGUCGGCCAGUGACUGUUCAGGAAAUGACCCUGGACAAACUAAAAAAAAGAAAGCUCUCACACCAUCUGCUCCCCUGGCUCUGAUGCCACCUCCAUGUUCGGGGGCCAACCAGCCCGUAGCCGUGUCCCGUAUGCAGAUGCAGCUCCACCUCCAAGGCCUGCAGCAGAACACCAAUGCCCUGCGCAAGCAGCUGUCGCAGCUGCGCAACAUGCAGCUGGAGAACCAGGACUCCGUUCUGUCUCUACUGCGUCAGACUGAGUCUGAGCUGAGCCUCAUGAUGCUGGACGCCAUGCGACCCCAGGAGGACCCGCUCCAAAGACAGCGGCUCCUAGUGGAAGAGGAACGGCUGAAGUACUUGAACCAGGAGGAGCUGCUCAUCCAGCAACUGCACGACCUGGAGAAAUCUGUUGAGGAGCUGCAGAGGAACUCGUCUGUCAACCACGGCCUGGUGACGGAGCAAGAGGUGGAGCAGAAGAGCAAAGAGCUGAGGAUGUUGGGAGAAACUCUCGCUGAACUCAAAAACCAGUUCCCCAGCCUGCAGAGUAAGAUGCGAGUGGUACUGAGGGUGGAGGUGGAGGCUGUUAAGUUCCUAAAAGAGGAGCCUCAACGCCUGGAAGCUCUACUGAAACGCUGCAACACCAUGACUGAUGCUCUCAGCACACUUCGCAGGUAUUCACAUCAAAUGCUCCACUUGUUUUUUUUUAUCAGAUGGUUUCUUACUUUGAUGUUAAACCAGUUUGGCUCUUGCAACACAUUUCCGAAUAUGGAGCUUUUGUGCGUUUAAUUUGAAAGCAACCAA
Messenger RNA from Poecilia latipinna (sailfin molly), 3054 nucleotides. RefSeq names its product SRC kinase signaling inhibitor 1-like. The record is from RefSeq and is a predicted model, not a curated record. Gene Ontology annotation, cellular component: actin cytoskeleton; cytoplasm; postsynaptic density. Gene Ontology annotation, biological process: regulation of dendritic spine morphogenesis. NCBI's taxonomy places the organism in Eukaryota, Metazoa, Chordata, Actinopteri, Cyprinodontiformes, Poeciliidae. The transcript is spliced from 15 exons. The coding region runs from base 430 to 3039 and encodes 869 amino acids.